Messenger RNA from Nicotiana attenuata, 1333 nucleotides. RefSeq names its product GATA transcription factor 25-like. The coding region runs from base 119 to 964 and encodes 281 amino acids. Gene Ontology annotation, molecular function: sequence-specific DNA binding; zinc ion binding; protein binding. Gene Ontology annotation, biological process: regulation of DNA-templated transcription. The record is from RefSeq and is a predicted model, not a curated record. Lineage: Eukaryota; Viridiplantae; Streptophyta; Magnoliopsida; Solanales; Solanaceae. The transcript has 8 exons.
CACGCACACACAGAGAGAGCAAAAAAAAAAAUGUCUGUACGAAAUCGACAUUCGUAUAUAGUAAUAAAGUAUUUUAUGAAUAGGGUUUUAUUACAUUCUGUAAAGUGAAAAAAAAAAAAUGAAUUCUCAUAUUCAAGCUCUGAAUGUGGAUAACCACUUUUCCGCCGGCGGCGAGGAAGUUUCCGCCGGCAGUGAUAAGGCGGUUGAUGACUUUCCGAUUGGGUAUGAAGGUGAGGUGGGUGGUGUUAAGGUUACAAUGCCUCAUAAUUACACAGUUUAUAGUGCUUCUGAUCAUGUUGCUUUUCAAAAUGGAGAGGCUAAUUCGAACCAGCUCACACUAUCGUUUCGUGGCCAAGUUUACGUUUUUGAUGGUGUUACUACUCACAAGGUCCAAUCGGUCUUUCAACUUUUGGGUGGAUAUGAGUAUUUUCCGGGCAUGCAAACUGUAGGUUUGUCAAGUUCAAACCAGGAGGACUCUGUGGACUAUCCAUUGCACUGUGCAGAUCUAAAAAGACUUGAAUCCCUCAUUAGAUUCCGUGAAAAGAGGAAAAGGCGAUGCUAUGGAAAGAAAAUCAGAUAUGAUGUCCGCCAAGAAGUUGCAUUCAGGAUGCAGCGCAAGAAUGGACAAUUUGCUCGAAAAGGUUCAGGUGAACCAAAACAGGAUGACAACCCGCCAGAAGAAACUUGGUGCGUCCAUUGUGGAACUAGUUCAAAGGACACCCCUAUGAUGAGGCGUGGUCCUGCUGGCCCAAGGACUCUUUGCAAUGCAUGUGGCCUCACUUGGGCAAAUAAGGGAAUCAUGAGGAAUCUCUAUACGGCAUCCUACGACAAUACUCUGCUCACAGAACUAGAGGAUGAAGAUCAUAGCAACUCUGACUAUGGAGCUCCUCCCCGUUCCCUCUCUUAUCAAGUUUCUUCCUCGGCCAGUGAUUCCUCCGUUCUGGCAGCUCGACAAAGACUUUGAUGCCUUAGGAAGAGAACCAUAGUAUAUCAAUAUGUCUUCUGAUCAUCGAAAUGAAUGAUUUUAUGUACUUAUUACAGUUUAUAUUGACAGAUUAACAGCUUUGCGAGAAUUUGUUGGUGAAAGCAAAGGAUUUCUCAUGCCCUUGUAAAUAUACCAGUGUUAAUCAUCUUAAAGUCCUAAUACUGAGUUGCAGUUCUUGACAUCAAGACCUGCUAUAUUAAGCUGUCUGUUCAUCUUAGGUUAGUUCUUGUUACGUAUGCAGCAUUUAGAUUGAACUUCUCAGUAACAUUAACAAGCGUGUUUUAACCUUUAGUAUAUCAAACUUCCCCUCUUUGUAUAAUCAGCAAGUAUUGGCUACUAACUAGUGAU